AUGCCUAUUGAUGAUCCUUCAGGUCCAUACUUCCUUCGUCAUUCCGAUAGUCCAGGUCUGAUGUUGGUGUCACAACAGCUCACCGGAGAUAACUAUGCCUCCUGGAGCUGUGCUAUGAGAAUUGCUAUGUCUAUCAAAAAUAAACUUGGAUUCAUCGAUGGAUCCAUAACUGAACCAGACGAUGAAAAUUCUGAACUACUCAACUCGUGGACUAGAAAUGAUAACAUUGUUAUAUCUUGGAUUCGGAACUCAGUCUCAAAAGAAAUCUCUGCAAGCGUAAUAUAUGCUGUGACAGCGUACGAGAUAUGGACUGAUUUAAAGGACAGAUUCCAGCAGAAGAAUGGACCACGUAUAUUUCAGUUGAUAAGAGACUUGAUGAAUCUGAUUCAAGAUCAAGAUAGUGUAAUUGUGUUUUUCACUAAACUCAAAACCUUAUGGGAGGAACUAAGCAAUUAUCGACCUACCUGCAACUGUGGAAAAUGCACAUGUGGUGGUGUGAAGGAAAUGAAUAAUCACUAUCAAAGUGAGUACACUAUGUCGUUUUUAAUGGGAUUGCGUGAUUCCUUCUCACAAAUUAGAGGACAGAUAUUGCUCAACGAUUCCUUACCUCAAAUCAACAAAGUAUUUACAUUAAUUUCUCAAGAAGAAAACCAGAGAAAAAUUGGAAAUCAGGUGACAUCUGCAAAUGAUUCAAAUGGAGCUGCUGCAUUUGCAUUGAAGGCAAAUUAUGGGAAGGGAAUCAUUCAUCUUGGAACAUAUAACAAUACUUCAAGGCUAUAA
Molecule: messenger RNA, 780 nt
Organism: Olea europaea var. sylvestris
Lineage: Eukaryota; Viridiplantae; Streptophyta; Magnoliopsida; Lamiales; Oleaceae
Exons: 2
Coding region: 1-780 (259 amino acids)
Source: RefSeq, a predicted model, not a curated record